AUGAGGUCGGUAAGGUCCCGUACUUCUCGUUCAGCGGGAAGCCGUAUUUCCAGUUCCUUAUCGAUAGCCAGAGCGAUAGAGCAUCAGAAGACUGCAGAGCUGUUAGCCAGAUCUAGAGCACUCCAAGAGAAAGGAAAGUUGGAGGAAGAAAAGCUCCAGUUUGAAGCAAGAAAGAGAGAAGAGGAAUUGAGAAUUAAGCAGAAAGAAGAAGCAUUUGAACUAAGAACCGAAUUGCAGGUAUCAAGUGCUAAGGCUGCAAUCCUCGACGAAUUGGAGCAGAGUGAAAUUCGAGACGAGCAAAACUUGAGCGGCUUUCCCCUUCCCCCCUUUGGACUACACUCACCAGUGGGUGCGGCCUUCAGCCCCGCUGCACCAGUGUUUGCCCCAGAAGCACAAGGUUUAGACCCCAACAGCUUGACCGAUGAACACAUCGAAAAGAAGCCCUCCAAUCAGGCCUUUUUGCAAGAAACCAAGGAGCCACAAAUUGAAAGCGCAACUGAGGCAAACAAAACUAAGCAGGAGGAUCAAGUCUCUAUUGAAUCAACCAUAUCCAUAGCCAAACAUCUCGUCAAUGAAAUCCGAAAGCCAAACUCUGACCUUACAAAAUUUAAAGGAGAUCCCUUGGAGUACAAGCGAUUCAUACGGCAGUUUAAGGCCAGAGUUGUUGCCAACACUGUUGAUGAGGACGAACGGAUGAAUUAUUUAGAGCAGUUCACAGAGGGAGAGCCACAUAACAUCGUUAACGGGUACAGCUGUCUCCCUGCUGAAGUAGGCUAUCCUGCCGCCCUUAAGGAAAUGGAAAGGCGCUACGGAGAUCCGGACCUUCUGGCCAACGCUUACAUACAGAGGGCUUUGAGGUGGCCGGAGAUAAGACCAGAUAACCCAGCCGGACUAGACGCCUUUGCGAUAUUCCUGGUGGAGUGUAAGAAUGCUGUUCACUCCAUAAAUGCAGCAAGGGUUCUGGAGUAUUCAGAGAACAUCAAGCGUCUUGUGUCGAAACUCCCUUUCUAUCUUCACGACAGAUGGCGAAAUGUAGUCUCGAACAAGAAAGAGAACAACGAGCCAGUGACCUUCACUCAUCUGGUAGAUCUUGUCCAAAAGGAGGCCAGGAAGGCUACAGAUCCAGUGUAUGGACGGUUUGCUCUGGGAGGCAAGCCCAAGGACGACAAAACAGGACAUCCAAAGCUACCCAUCAGAAAGUUUGGAUGCGCCUCCACAGCAAAUGAGUUUGAUAACAACGUCAGGGAUGAGAAACAUGACGGUGCACACACAGGCCCCAAGUUUGCCGAUAUAGCAAGUUCAAAGCCCUGCAGUUUCUGUCAAGGACCUGGUCACGCAAUGUCGGAAUGCCGAAAGCUGGGAGCCAAAUCACUAACAGACAGGUUGCAGUUUCUGAAGUCCAAGGGACUUUGCUUUGGUUGCCUGAAGUAUGGUCAUCUGAGCCGACGUUGCAGAGCAAGAGCCAAGUGCAAGGAGUGCAACGCCACGCACCCGACACUACUUCACAGAGAACGGGAACAACAAGACAACCAAGACUCCCCACGGCUCGACACCCCCAAGACCAAUGACCAGGGGAACUCCUGUUCCACUAACAUGUCAUCAGGCAUGGACAGGGCCAGAUCCCAGAUGGGAGCCGGAGCAGGUCUUUGCACCAUGGCAGUCAUACCAGUAAGAGUCAGAUCCCCAACCACCCAUACCUACGCAUUCCUUGACCCCGGCAGUAAUGUAACCUUCUGCACCGAGAACCUUGCCCAACAGCUUGGAGUAACUGGCAAGGCCACUACCAUGGAAUUGCACACCAUGGGACAGUCCCAGAAGUUCACCACACACCGUAUUUCAGGACUGGAGGUGUGUGGACUGGACAAUGGUUCUACAGUUGAGCUUCCUUUGGUCUACACUAAACCCAAGAUGCCUGUCACCAGAGAUCUUAUGCCAACCCAAGAGGACAUUGAUAGGUACGAGCACCUUAGAGAGAUUGAACUUCCUGUAAUUCAGGCCGAGGUGGGGAUGCUAAUAGGCAAUAACGUCCCAGCUGCCUAUACGCCACAAGAACUGAGAACAGGACAAGAAAACGAGCCCCAUGGAGCCAGAUCAGUGCUUGGAUGGAUCAUAUGGGGCAUGGUCAGAGGUAGGGAAGAGCCCUGCCACCUUUCCAACCUGCAACUAGCCAGAGAAGAAGCAGGACAACUUCAGAGGUUGGAGAACAUGGUGAGAGCGUCCAUAGACAUGGACUUUCCAGAGCGCCUGGUUGACAGUAAGAAGGAACCUUCCGUUGAAGAUAAGCAAUUUGAAGAAAUUAUUGGAACAACUCUGAAGUUGGUGGGAGACCACUACCAGUGUGACUUGCCCUUUCGCGAGCCAGCAUGCAAGCUUGAGGACAACAGAUUUCAUGCCAUGGACCGUCUGAUGUCCUUUAAGAAGAAGCUAAGAAACAACCCGACGUUCAAUCAAGACUAUGUGACCUUCAUGAGCUCACUAAUGGAGAAAGGGUAUGCCGAGAAGGUCACUGAUGCCCCCGAAGAUAACAGAGAACGAGUUGGUCGAUGGUACAUGCCCCAUCAUGGCAUCUACAACCCCACCAAACCAGGCAAGAUAAGAGUUGUGUUUGAUUGUUCGGCAAAGACUAGAGGAGUCUCCCUAAACGAUGUACUCCUCCCAGGACCGAUCCUCACGAACAAGGUAGUAGAUGUUCUGCUUCGCUUCAGACAGCAACCAGUUGGCCUAAUGGGAGACAUUGAGGGCAUGUUCUUCCAAGUAAGGGUCUCUGAACGCCACAGAGACUUUCUACGAUACCUGUGGUUUCCAGAGGGAGACACAUCUAGACCACCAGAGACCUACCGUCUGAAGGCACACCCCUUUGGUGCCGUAUCGUCGCCAUCUUGCGCUUCUUCAGCUUUGCGUAAGUGUGCAACAGACAACGAACAUCAAGAGAUCUUGAGAAAAUUCUACGUCGAUGACUAUCUCUGUGCCAGUUUUGAUGUCACGGAAGCGAUUGAAACCAGGAAGAUUGUGAAGGAGGUGUGCCGCCGCGGGGGAUUCAACCUUCAUAAGUGGGUGAGCAAUAGUAAGGCAGUGAACGACUCCAUUCCUCCAGAGGAGAGAUCAAAGUCACAACAGCUGAACACUGAAAGCAUCGACCCGCCCCAAUCAGAGCGGGCAUUGGGAGUGUUCUGGAAUACAGUGGAGGAUAACUUUGGGUUUAAGGUGAACCUGAAGCACCGUCCAGCUACUCGCAGAGGCAUUUUAUCCGUCAUCAGCAGUGUCUUCGACCCAUUAGGACUAGCUGGCCCAUUCAUCCUUCCAGCUAGAAUUAUGCUGCAGCGUCUCUGUAAGCAAGACCUCGAAUGGGACAAGGAGAUUGGAGAAAGGGAAACGGUUGCAUGGAACCAGUGGCUGCUGGAUAUCGUCAAGCUGGAGCAAAUGUCAAUACCAAGAAGUGUGCGACCAAGCGACUUUGUAGACGUUGCGACCUGCCAACUCCAUGCCUUUUCCGAUGCUUCUGACGAAGGCUACGGCAUUGCCAUAUACACACGACAUGAGGACAGUUCAGGCAGAGUCUUUUGCAAUCUGCUAAUGGGAAAAUCUAGAGUGGCCCCUCUCAAGAAAGUCACUACCCCAAGGAUGGAGUUAACCGCAGCCAGUCUUUCAGUGAAGUUUAUCGCACUAAUUACUUCAGCAAUGGAGCUACACUUCAAUGUGUUCUACUGGACAGAUAGUACCUCCGUCUUGAGAUACAUUGCCAACAAGACCACAAGAUUCCACACCUUUGUGGCAAACCGUAUCACUACCAUUCAAGAGGGCUCCCGUAUUGAGCAGUGGCGGCACGUUCCGACUUUGAAGAAUCCAGCAGAUAUAGCCUCAAGAGGAAUUAGUCCGAAGGUAGACCCUACACUCUGGUUUCACGGGCCAGCCUUUCUUUGGGAGCCGGAAUCCAAAUGGCCAAAGACAGACAUCAUCAAGGAGUUGCCUGCAAAGGACCCAGAGGUCAAGCGAGUUCACGCCACAACUCUCAAGUUCCACGAAGGUUCCGCGUUCUUGGACCAGUGGAUAAGUCAGUUCUCAUCCUGGAGGAAACUAAAUACAAUGGUAGCAUGGCUGAUGCGAGCACAGGGGCUCUUCAAGCAGCGCCAGCUAUCCAGAGUUGAGCCAAAGGCAGCAGUGCAAAGUGAGACUGAGAGUCUUAAUCCCCUCACCGUGGACGAAUUGGAGACAGCAGGCACCGAGAUCAUCAAAUAUGUCCAGCAGAGCUGCGCCCUUACUGAGUCAGUGAGAAAGCUUUACCCUGUGUUGGACGAAGUUGGAGUACUAAGAGUUGGCGGCCGGCUCAGGCACUCAAAGCUGCCAGUAGACAUCAAGCAUCCAGUAAUCCUCCCUAAGGACUCUCACGUGUCAAGGUUGAUACUUAUUGCAGCCCAUCAGAGAGUUGGACAUCUCGGAGCCAGCAGCACAAUCACUGAAUUGAGACGCAAGUACUGGAUACCAAGGGCCAGUCUAUUGGUGCGCAGCAUCAUUGCAAGGUGUGUGCCAUGUCGUAGAUAUCGCGGUCGUCUUCAGAUACAGAAAAUGGCAGACUUACCCGAAGAGCGUUUGGAACCAGACCAGCCAGCCUUUACAAGGUCAGGUGUCGACUACUUUGGGCCAUUCGAAAUUAAGCGAGGUAGAAGCGUUCUGAAACGCUACGGCGUGAUCUUCACCUGCAUGGCUAGCCGCGCCGUCCAUCUGGAAGUUGCUCAAGACCUCUCUGCCGACUCUUGCAUCAACGCAGUGCGAAGAUUUGCUGCUCGACGAACCGUCAAGUUUAUGAGAUCUGACAAUGGAACUAACUUGGUAGGUGCGGAGCGAGAGAUGCGGGAAGAUAUUGAGAAGUGGAAUCAAGGGAUGAUCGACUCCAGUUUGAAGCAGUUGGGUAUACAAUGGGAGUUCAACUGCCCUCUAGCUUCCCACCACGGUGGAGCCUGGGAAAGGCUCAUACGCAUUACACGGAAGGUACUGUAUGGAGUUAUGAAGGAACAGCCAAUCAAGCUGGAUGACGAAGGCCUUCAGACACUGUUCUGUGAAGUCGAGGACAUCCUUAACAGCAGACCGAUCACCACAACGUCUAACAGCCAUGACGAUGAAGAGGCACUGACACCCAACCAUCUGUUGCGGCCACACUCCAAUAAGCGCUUACCCCCUGGCAUCUUCGUCAAGGAAGACCUGUACCUGAGGAAGAAGUGGCGACAAGUCCAGUACCUGACCAAUGUCUUUUGGAGAAGAUGGAGCCGCGAAUAUCUGGUAAGGCUUCAAGAGCGUCAGAAAUGGACACGGGAAACCCGGAACAUCAAGGUUGGAGACGUGGUUCUAGUUGCGGACAGCAAUCUUGUGCGGAACAGAUGGCCCAUGGGGCGAGUCCUUGUGGCUAGUCCAAGUGAAGACGGCUGUGUGAGAAGUGUGACAGUGCGCAUAGGAUCAUCAGAACUGAGAAGACCAAUCACUAAGCUGUGCCUCUUACUGGAAGCGGACAAUUAG
Messenger RNA from Asterias rubens (European starfish), 5508 nucleotides. RefSeq lists its product as uncharacterized. The record is from RefSeq and is a predicted model, not a curated record. Gene Ontology annotation, molecular function: nucleic acid binding; zinc ion binding. Bases 1 to 5508 code for a protein of 1835 amino acids. NCBI's taxonomy places the organism in Eukaryota, Metazoa, Echinodermata, Asteroidea, Forcipulatida, Asteriidae. Gene Ontology annotation, biological process: DNA integration. The transcript has a single exon.